This is a messenger RNA of Rhopilema esculentum, 2619 nucleotides long. Its product is annotated as methylmalonyl-CoA mutase, mitochondrial. Gene Ontology annotation, cellular component: mitochondrion; cytoplasm. Gene Ontology annotation, molecular function: metal ion binding; methylmalonyl-CoA mutase activity; cobalamin binding. Lineage: Eukaryota; Metazoa; Cnidaria; Scyphozoa; Rhizostomeae; Rhizostomatidae. The record is from RefSeq and is a predicted model, not a curated record.
CACCUGUCAAAAAGUUGGCACAAACGUGCCCUUUGUCACAAAGUGAUUUCUGGUACAUAUGUACCUAUGCCACCUUCAUUGCCGCACCACCUUCAACCUACACUGUUCUGAGGGUUUUUCGUUUGGUAGCCUGUACACACAUCGCAAUAUCUGUAGGAACAUCAUGUAUUGCAGACUAAAUACCGUCAUUCCACGGCUCGUUAAGGAAAAGGGUCUUACCAGACCGAUUUUCAAGGGAUGUACGUACCAGGCAGUAGCACAAUUACACAGGGAGCCUUUGCAUCCAGAAUGGGCAGAAAAGGCUAAAAAGGAAAUAAAGGGUGCAGAUCCAAAUGAAAAACUCAUGUGGAACACCCCUGAGGGUAUUAAGGUAAAGCCACUGUAUACUAAACGAGACACACAACAUGCGGAAGAGGAGACCCCAGGGAGUUUUCCAUUCACAAGAGGACCAUAUGCAACCAUGUACACUCAUCGACCUUGGACAAUUCGUCAGUAUGCAGGAUUCAGUACUGUGGAAGAAAGUAACAGGUUUUAUAAAGAAAACAUCAAAGCUGGCCAACAAGGAUUGAGUGUAGCAUUUGAUCUUGCUACUCACAGGGGUUAUGAUUCAGAUAAUCCACGGGUGCAUGGCGAUGUUGGAAUGGCAGGGGUUGCUGUUGAUUCAGUCGAGGACAUGAAGCAAUUGUUUGAUAGCAUCCCGUUAGACAAGAUGAGCGUUUCCAUGACAAUGAAUGGCGCGGUAUUGCCAGUAUUAGCCAUGUACAUUGUAGCUGCAGAGGAACAAGGUGUGAGCCAUGACAAGCUGUCCGGUACUAUUCAGAAUGAUAUAUUGAAGGAAUUUAUGGUGCGAAAUACAUACAUUUAUCCUCCAGAGCCCUCAAUGAGAAUUGUUGGAGAUAUUUUUGAGUUCACAUCGAAGUACAUGCCUAAAUACAACAGUAUUUCUAUAUCUGGUUACCACAUGCAAGAGGCAGGGGCUGAUGCUAUUCUUGAAAUGGCAUUUACGAUUGCAGAUGGUUUAGAGUAUUGCAGAACAGGAAUCAAGGCUGGAAUGGACAUAGAUAAAUUUGCACCACGUCUUUCUUUCUUCUGGGGUGUUGGCAUGAAUUUUUAUAUGGAAAUCGCAAAAAUGAGAGCUGCUCGCCGACUUUGGGCUAAUCUGAUCAAGACGAAGUUCAACGCCAAGAACCCAAAAUCCUUGCUGUUGAGGGCUCAUUCACAAACGUCUGGGUGGUCAUUGACUGAACAGGACCCAUACAAUAACAUCAUCCGAACGACGAUUGAGGCAAUGGCAGCUGUGUUUGGAGGCACCCAGUCACUGCAUACUAAUUCGUUCGACGAGGCAUUGGCAUUGCCGUCAGUAUUCAGUGCAAGGCUUGCAAGAAACACACAAAUUAUUCUGCAGUCGGAGUCUGGAAUACCCAACGUUGCAGACCCAUGGGGCGGCUCAUAUAUGAUGGAAAGCCUUACUAAUGAGAUAUAUGAAGAAGCAAAGAAAGUCAUAGAUGAGAUUGAAGAAAUGGGAGGUAUGGCAAAAGCUGUCGCAUCAGGAAUGCCAAAACUGCGUAUCGAAGAAUGUGCUGCUAAAAGGCAAGCACGAAUCGAUUCAGGCCAAGAGGUCAUUGUCGGCGUAAAUAAGUACAAGCUGGCAAAUGAAGAUCCUGUCGAUGUUCUUUGUGUAGACAACACGAAAGUACGAGAAAGCCAGGUUGCAAAAUUACAACGCAUUAGAGAUACCAGAGAUGCUGCAGCUGCCAAGAAAGCCCUUGAUGACAUUACAGAGGCAUGUGAAAGUAGCAGCGGAAAUCUUCUUGAUUUAGCAGUUAAGGCGUCCAGAGCAAGAUGUACCGUUGGGGAAAUCAGCGAUGCCAUGGAAAAAGUCUACAAACGCCAUGUAGCCAGUGAUCGUAUGGUGAGUGGUGCCUACAAAACAGAAUAUGGAGAAGCCAAUGAAAUUGAAGAAGUGGGCCACAGGAUCAAACAAUUUAUGGAAAUGGAAGGUCGUCGCCCAAGACUUCUAGUUGCCAAGAUGGGUCAGGACGGGCAUGAUCGUGGAGCCAAAGUCAUUGCCAGUGGAUUCGCCGAUCUCGGAUUCGAUGUUGAUGUUGGGCCUCUCUUCCAGACGCCUAAAGAAUGUGCCCAGUUGGCUGUUGAUUCGGAUGUCCAUGCAGUGGGAGUGAGUACGCAAGCAGCUGGCCACAAGACACUGGUACCAGAAUUGAUAAAUGCGCUGAAGGAACUCGGAAGAGAGGACAUAAUUGUUAUUGUUGGCGGUGUGAUACCACCUCAAGAUUACCCAUUCCUGUUCGAAUGUGGAGUCUCGAGUGUUUUUGGACCAGGUACAAAAAUCCCUGAAGCUGCAUGCAAAGUGAUUGACGACAUUGAAGCCAACCUCAAUGGACCAGGGGGUGAAAAAAUGAGCAAUUAAUCUGAAAUGACGUUUUGUGUGCCUUUGCAGGUUUCUGCUUUGCUUAAUAAUAAUGAUUGAUGUUUAACUUCAUGCUGUAGAUUUGUACAUAAUAUCACUUUUCUGUGUUCAAAUUUCUCUACUUUCAUACAACGCAUCAUUUACAAUACUGAUCAUGGAAAAUUUUAGGCCUUUGAUAGUUUCAUUUCAUA